AUGGUGUGUUGUACUUGUUUACGACAUAAUGAUCAUAGUGUUGUAUCAAGUUCAUUGGAAACACUUGAAAUUAUACUCAAAUAUUCAAAUUUAUUUGAUUUUGGUCAAUUAUUAAUUUCAACCCAAAUUGGAUCUAUAGAAGAAAUUGGUGUUAGUCAAGCAUUAAACACAGAUAUUACAUAUCUUUUAUCUUUAUGUGAACACGGUGAUCUACAUUUACGUGGUGCAUGUGCAAAUUUACUUGUUACAUUAAUUAAAACAACAAUUCAUCUUUUAACACUAUCGUCAUUAUCAAAUUCAUUUAUUAAUUCUUUUAUUAAUCAAUGUUCUCUUGUAUCAACUGAUUCACAAGACAGUUCAAGGUUAUUUAUCAAAUCUCAACAAAUGAACAAAUGUUUUGAAAGUAGCACAAAUGAUUCAAGGAAUGAUAAAGAUACAUCAACAACAUCAAACACAGACAAAAAUAAAAAAGUUAAUCGUACACAAUUAGGUACUUUUGGAAAUAAUCCAUGA
Molecule: messenger RNA, 513 nt
Organism: Rotaria sp. Silwood1
Lineage: Eukaryota; Metazoa; Rotifera; Eurotatoria; Philodinida; Philodinidae
Source: the annotation of a GenBank genome assembly